Vespula vulgaris is the source of this 952-nucleotide messenger RNA. Its product is annotated as SRR1-like protein. Gene Ontology annotation, cellular component: nucleus; cytoplasm. Gene Ontology annotation, biological process: microtubule-based process. The record is from RefSeq and is a predicted model, not a curated record. The transcript has 3 exons. NCBI's taxonomy places the organism in Eukaryota, Metazoa, Arthropoda, Insecta, Hymenoptera, Vespidae. Bases 1 to 813 code for a protein of 270 amino acids.
AUGUCUGAGGACGAAUUUAUAUUAGUGAAUCGACGUAGAAGACGUAAAAAAUUCGAACAAGUUUUUAGAGACCAAUUAUCACUUACAGAAUCCAACGAAAUUGAAAUUGAUAAAGAAAUCGUAGUUCGAAAAUUAUUUGACGCAGUACCCAAGCUCAAAUAUAGUGUAUUUAAGACACACAUCUUGCAUAAUAUCUCAAAAGUUUUAAAGAUUUUAAAUACGAAUAAAAUAUUUGAGAUAAUCUGUUAUGGUUUAGGACGGUUUUCUCAACAUAAUUCUUCUAAGUAUCAAUUAGCUUUAUUAUUGUUAUUAAAAAGACAUUAUAAUUGUCAAGUAUCUUUAUAUGAUCCUGCAUUUCUUGCUAAAGAAAUUGAAAUUCUAAAAGAAUUAAAAUUAAACGUCAUAGAAACCAAUGAAGAGGGUAAACGUACUAUUAGCAACAACGUUACAUUUAUUUAUAUGCCACAUUGUCCAAGACAAUUGAUAAAUAACUUUUUAUAUUCCAAUUGGAACGAAAACUUGAGUAACUGUAUUCUACUUACCAAUAGCUUUUCAGAUAUAGUAGAGAAAAGUUUAAAAUGGCAUUUAAUGAAAUUUGCAAACUAUGUGUUACGUAUUUACCCAUACACGACAGAAAUUAAAUUACAAAAUGAUUUUGAAUACACAGAAGUAUUUUCUGCUACUAGUAUUCAUAUUUUUACUAAACAAAGUUUAAGUGAAGUAUCAUCCAAUUUUUGGGUUGAUAAGGAAAAUCCUCAUUACCAAGAAAAAGAUAUUGAAUUUAUUACUGCAGAUGAAACAAAUAGAUCAUGACAUUCAAGUACAAUGAAUUCCAAUAUCAAGAUUAUUCGUGCUUUAGCACAAGAAUUACGUCAUAUUUCCUUAAGUGAAAAACUAAAAGACAAUAUUACAAUGCAAUAUAUUUUGGAACAAGCAUAUUCUCAUAAGGAAA